Molecule: messenger RNA, 975 nt
Organism: Sitophilus oryzae (rice weevil)
Lineage: Eukaryota; Metazoa; Arthropoda; Insecta; Coleoptera; Curculionidae
Exons: 6
Coding region: 15-827 (270 amino acids)
Source: RefSeq, a predicted model, not a curated record
GUAUUAAACGAUGUAUGGCAAUGACAAAGCUGAGAACAAAUUAUCUUAGAUAUUUUUUAGUACUUGUUAAUUACAGUUAUGGUCAGGUUACUGACGAGGAAUACGCAUCUAUGCCAGACCUGUUCUAUCAUGACAAUUUUGAUAAAUGCAUGUUGUUAAAAGAAAAGGCAUUCUAUUGUUCCUUAACUUACCAAUUGAAACCUUUAAACGAAACUAGUCCUCCAGAUGUGUGGAAAAUUAUACAGAAAGUCAGCAACGUUUCUACAAACUACAGGCAUGACAAGUUGAGGCAUAGCAUAUGUGUACCACAUUCAUGCCCUAAUGUGUCCAAAGCGUCAGAUGAUGAUCCAAAGUUAUGGAAAGGUAUCCAGGCUUGUUAUGAUAGUAAGUUUUCAGCUCGAGGACUAAAGGGUGAAGUGACACAAAUGAGUUGCGAUACGCAGGAUUCCAAAUAUCCAAUUGAUUGGCUUGAUAUAACAUAUGGUGUAGUUUUGGGUGUUUAUGUGGUUAUUGUACUCUAUGCUACAUUUCGUGAGGGCGUGGCACGCUACGACUCUAAAGAAGUAUACGAUAAACUGAUGGAAACUCCCAAAGGAAAGUUGCUGUCUGCUUUUUCCAUUACUAAAAACUGGAUAAGAUUGAAGACAGUAAAUAGUAAUAAAGAAACGGAAAAGUUACGAUCCAUACAAGUGAUAAGGGUUAGCACUAAGAGUAGUCCAGUGGCCUCCCAUCUAUGUGUUAGGACGAUUGACAUUCAGUGCCUAUUUAAUACACUUGUGGAUACAUUUGGUCAGACUAGGUAUGGCAAGAUAUCCAACGUACGCUAGUAUUACCACCCUGUUGAUCGUCUCUGUCGGUGAUAUAGCAUUGGCAUACAUGUUAGCUACCAUCUUGGCGCUCUUGGUUGAAUUUCCUGUAUCACAAAUCCUGAAGCAACUUUUUUCCAUUGAAAAAGUGGAACAGACAACUGAAAAA